Molecule: messenger RNA, 1974 nt
Organism: Didymodactylos carnosus
Lineage: Eukaryota; Metazoa; Rotifera; Eurotatoria; Philodinida; Philodinidae
Source: the annotation of a GenBank genome assembly
AUGACUGCAACAGACGCAUUAAAUUCGUUUCGUUCAACUUGGCAAAAGGAACUUCAUAAUGGAAGAACAAAUAACGAGCCAUCGCAAGAACAACAAGAAGAAAAAAACGAACUCACACUUUUAUCCGGAAAACGACCAUUAUUUAAAAAUAAUGAUAUUGAGACAAUUGAGCCAAUAUAUCAUGACGAUAGCGAUUAUUUUCAUCAGAAAACAGAAAUACCAUCAUUCACUAUUGGUAUAAAUUCGUUUCAUGUCGAUCAUUCAUCUCAACCAAUUCGAAAGAAAACAAAAACACUUGAUAAUCAAAUUAGUUCAACAACAACAACAACGAUUAUUGAUCAAUUAAUUCAAGAUAUUAAUGAGACAUACAAUCAGAUACCAUUUUUCGACUGUCAAUUACCGCGUGAAAUAGCCUUAAAAAUAUUCAAUUAUUUAACAAUGAAAGAUUUAUGUAUAUGUUCACAUGUAUCUCGAUCAUGGAAUAGUUUAGCAUCCGACGAAUUACUAUGGGAAAAGACAUUUUAUCGUCUAGGAUUAACAAUAACUGAACAUACUAUUGACGAUAGUUUUGCAAACAUGUCCUACUGGAAAAGAUUAGUACGGCAAAAGAUUCUUGAGUCAAGACAAUUAGUAUCGAACUGGAAAAAUAAACAAUGUAGCAUAAAGAAAUUGAAAAAUGGUUUAGGUAUUGUAUUGACAUGCGCAACAAAUAAUGAUGUAUCAAUUGUGGGCGGUUAUUCAUCUGGAAUAAUUAAAAAAUGGAAAAUGGAAACCAUUCUGAGUCAAGAUUAUAUUUUAAAUGAUGAAAAUGAAUACGAAAAUGAUACAAUAACACCCGAAAUUAUCUAUGAAACAAGUGAAUUUGUUGAUGAUGAAACAGAGUCAUCAGCGAUUAGAUGUUUGGGAUUAAUGAAUCAGAGUACGUUUGCCUUGCAUGAAAAUGGCACUAUGGAAAUUUGGUCUACUGAACGUGGAGGAAAACCUUACUAUGUUAAUACAUUUCGAAAUGUUGAAAAUUAUUCUCAUGAUGAAACAUUAUUUGCUUUUACAACUCGUUCAACGUUGCAUGUGCUAAAGGAACAACAGCAUGAUGAAUUACAUCAAUCAGAGAGCAAUGUGAAUGACUAUAAUUCCAAAGAUAUCCAGCCACACUUUCAACAAAUUGAUUUUGAAAAUGAUCAUAUAAUCUCGUUAUCUAUAUCUAAUCAACACUUGAUGCCAUUUAGUAUAUUGGCUACGAAAAAAGCAUUAUGGUGUGUAUCAUUAAAAAAUAUCCAACAUCGUUUGUCAUUUUAUACGUUACUUUUGCCUGAUUUUAUGAACACAUUACCGUUAGAUAUACAUAGUGAAGAAACAUUAGCUGUUGUUGGUGUUAUGGAUUAUUCAUGUGCCUAUUCUUUGAAAUUAUUUGAUUUACAAAGUGGACGAUGUGAUCUUCUUUCAACGUAUGAAAAUUUACCAUCUGGUAUUAAAAUGAUACGAGCACGCAACUGUCCGAGAAACGAAUUUAUUGUAGCUUAUAAUAACUAUCAAUUGACAGUCUAUGAUCAGCGAUUAAAAAUGAAUAAUAAUGGUGGAGUUCAACAUUUCUAUGGACAUUAUGCGCCAAUCACUGGUCUUCAAAUGGACGAAUGGCGUUUAGCCGGUACAGACGACUAUGGUUUUAUCAAACUAUGGGAUCGUCGAAUGGAUAAUCGUUCAUUAUGGUUCAUACAUCCUCAAUCACAUCCUAUCACACACUGUUAUUUUGACAAGAGAAUAUUGAUAUGCGCAUCAACACCAUAUUAUAAAUAUCCAGAUAUGACACUUUAUCGGCAAAAUUCUGAAAUAUUGUGUGGACAUAUUUAUGUUUAUGACUUUAAAACAGAUUUGAGUACAAAAGAUGCGCCAGAAAUUUGUCAAUCAAACUAUGAUGUACCAGAAGCAUCGAACCACCGACUUCAACUGGCAACACCUUUCGAUCGAAUUGAUUGA